ACAAAACGGAAGUGCUUUCGCAAUUCAAAAUGGCGGCUCCCGUGUGGGUGUAGAAACAACGUGAUUUUACACGCAUAGAUACGAUUUCUCACAUUUAAAGCUUUCCGUGUGCAUCCGGAGGAAAGUAUUUGGUCUGUACAUUUGAGAGAUACUCAGCUCUCCACCAUGGCUUCAUUUAAGCCCACUAAAGUCCUGGCGUAUCCUAAACUGGGAGAGCGAGUGACCGAGGAGACGCUUUACUGGAAAAACUACAAGGCUCCGGUGCAGAUAAAGGAAUUCGGCGCGGUCACAAAAAUCGAGUUUUCUCCUCAACCGCCUUACAAUUACGUGGUGACGGCGUCCACCAGAAUCCAGGUGUACGGCGCUCAUUCUCAGGAGCCGCUGCGCAGUUACAGUCGCUUCCGGGACACGGCGUAUGGCGGGAGUUUCCGUGGUGAUGGGAAGCUGCUGGUGGCAGGAAGUGAAGAAGGGCUCGUCCGUCUGUUCGACAUCGGAGGCCGAGUCGCUCUGCGUCAGUUCACAGGACACUCCAAGGCGGUACAUGUCACCUCCUUCCUGUCUGACGGUUAUCGCGUGUUGUCGGGUUCUGAUGAUUUGUCGUGUCGUGUUUGGGACGUAGCGAGUGGAUCAGAACGCAGCUCUUACACCGAACACACCGAUUACGUCCGAGCUGCGACCGCCAGCAAACUCAACCCUGACGUCUUCGUCACCGGUUCCUACGACCACACGGUGAAGGUGUGUGAUGUUCGGGUAGGGGGAAGUGUGAUGACGCUUCAGCACGGUCAUCCUGUCGAGUGUGUGCUGCUUUACCCGUCUGAGGCUUUACUGGUGUCCACGGGAGGUCGGUAUGUGAAAGUGUGGGAUUUGUUGAAAGGAGGUCAGCAGCUCGUCUCUCUGAAGAAUCAUCACAAAACCGUCACGUGUGCGUGUCUGAGCACCGCCGACAACCGACUGCUCACGGGCUCACUCGACAGACAUGUGAAGGUGUAUAAUUCCUCCUACAAAGUGGUCCAUAGUUUUGAUUACGCAGCGUCUAUCCUCAGUCUCGCUCUCGCUCCUGAUGAUGAGAUGGUUGCUGUUGGAAUGGCCAAUGGUGUGCUGAGUAUCAGACACAGGAAACACAGUGAGGACAAACAGGUAGUGGCCGUCAGGAGGAGGCGUGGUCCUGCGUACCGGGUCUUCAUCAAGGGGAAAAACUACUCCCCUAAACAGGAUGAUUUCCAGGUGAAUAAACUAGCGAAACAGCAUCUGCAGAAACACGACUUACAGCUGAAGAGGUUCCAGGUGUCUAACGCACUGGACGCAGCACUGGAGACGUGGAGGCGGAGCACGAAGCCUGAAAUCACUGUAGCGGUGAUGGUCGAGCUGAACCGUAGAGGAACGCUGAGAAACGCUCUAGCAGGUCGAGAUGAACAGAGUUUAAUAAAACUGCUCAACUUCCUGCUCAAGUACGUAACAGAUUCCCGGUUCUCCAACGUGUUGCUCAUGGUGGCGGAUCUGAUCGUCGAUCUGUAUCAGCAGGUGGUUCCUCAGUCUCCUGUAGUUGAGCGUCUGCUGCAGCGUCUGAUGGAGCUUCUGGGACGUGAAGCAGAACUUCAGCAGGAGAUGAUGCAGGUUCUGGGAAUCCUCGACACGCUCUUCGCCUCUCUGUCCACAAGGAAGAAGGCGUCGGCCCCCGCGGGCCCACCCGCCAUACAGGGGGCCCACCUGCACGCUGUGUGAUCCAUGUCUACUCCACAACCCCGCCGCAGGAGGGCGGAGCUUUAACAGCAGCGGCUACACAGACUUUCAUUCAGAUGUUUAUUGGUGAAGAUCGCUGCGUCUUACUGACACGUCAUCAUUUACAGUUAGUGUUUUAUAUGUCUAUAAAGUGAAACUAAAACCUUGUGAAUAAAACGUUGUGCUUUGUCUUGA
This is a messenger RNA of Ictalurus punctatus (channel catfish), 1914 nucleotides long. It is a transcript of the gene utp15, whose product is annotated as UTP15 small subunit processome component. NCBI's taxonomy places the organism in Eukaryota, Metazoa, Chordata, Actinopteri, Siluriformes, Ictaluridae. Gene Ontology annotation, biological process: rRNA processing; positive regulation of transcription by RNA polymerase I. The transcript is spliced from 13 exons. Gene Ontology annotation, cellular component: nucleolus. Bases 166 to 1722 code for a protein of 518 amino acids. Gene Ontology annotation, molecular function: protein binding. The record is from RefSeq and is a predicted model, not a curated record.